UUUGCGUCACAACUGCAGCAAGAUGGCGCGCUUUCGAAGCGCAUCGUGAAAGAAGAUGAGGUUAAACGCGUGAGUGUUUUGAUUGAUAAUAAUUUCCUUGCCUCGUCACGCGAUGGAGAAAUACUCGUGUGACAGUGAUCGCAAAUCGAGGAGGAAAAAAUACGACGACGAUCACGGACGUAAAGAUCAAACAUCGCGUAGGGAUCGCGAUUACACGGAAUCUAGGAGAUCAAAGUCGGGGCACAAACGUUCGGAAAAAUCCAGCGAGAGGCGUAAGAAAUCAAAGAACGAAGAUACUCGUUCGCGUCGCGAAUCGCGGAAGAAAUCUUCCAAACAUAAAAGAAAGAGGGAGUCGUCUUUAUCGUCAUCAUCGUCAUCAUCGUCGUCGACUUCAUCAUCCGAUUCGAGUAAACCUAGCAAUGGCUCUUCCACAGAUUCAUCUUCGGAUUCUACAAAAUUAUUGGAGAAAUUGCAAAAGCAACGACAGAAGCAGAUCGAGGAACGUAAACGUCAGAAAGAGUUAAUGAAAGCGAGAGAAACGCCAGAGGAGAAGCGCCUACGUCGUCUGAAAAAAAAGCAAGCCAAGGAACGUAAACGUAAGGAGAGGAUGGGCUGGGACAAUGACUAUUUACACUAUACGAAUACAGAUAAUCCAUUUGGGGAUGGUAACAUUCUCUCCACUUUUGUGUGGUCGAAAAAAUUGGGGAAAGAGGGUUUACUUGGUGUCGGUAGAGAAGAAUUGGAGAUGCAUAACAGGUAUAAGCAAGAAGAGAAUAAGAGAGAAUUGGAGAAGGUCAAGAAGAGGAGGCAAGAGAGAGAAUUGGAGCGACAACAGAGAGAGGAGGAAAUGACCAUGUUGCAGAGAGGCAAGCAGGCUGCUCAAUUAGAGCAAUUAGCUCGGCAGGAAGGUCAAUUUCACCUUGAGCAAGCUAGAUUAAGAUCCCGCAUUAGAAUUCAGGAUGGUCGUGCAAAACCUAUCGAUCUUCUUGCAAAGUACAUCAGCGCAGAGGAGGAGGUCGAUGCAGUAGAAAUGCACGAGCCAUACACAUACUUGCGAGGUUUGCAAGUGAAAGAUCUGGAGGAUCUUAUAGAGGAUAUAAAAGUUUACAAGGAAUUGGAGAAGGGCAAAAAUUUGGAUUACUGGAACGAUAUAACGGUGAUUGUGGAGGAUGAAUUGCAUAAACUCAGAAAACUGGAACGAACGGAAUAUGAAGUUGCUGUUGGUAGAAGAGAAGGAAUUCAUGAAUCAGUCGCCAAAGACGUUACGACUAUCUUUAAGGGCAAAACUGCAACACAGUUGGAAGCUUUACAGUUACAUAUUCAGGCAAAAAUUACCGGAAAGCCAGAAGGCGUCGAUAUCGGAUACUGGGAAAGCUUAUUGUCGCAAUUGAAAGCUCAUAUGGCAAGGGCCCGACUUAGAGAUCGACACCAAGAAAAUCUGCGUAAGAAGCUGGAGGUUUUAAUCGCCGAACAAGGUGUAGCCAGAGCGGAGAACGAGGCUGAGAGCUCGCAAACGCAGGAAAGCGAGUCCUUGAUUAAGCAGGAUGAACCUUCCACGAAUACAGCAGUCGAGAAGAACGAAAAUAAUCAAGAUGAUAAUCAGGAAACUAAUGCCGCUGACGAUAUAUUAUCUGAAUCUUUCCACGAGUAUGAAGCGGGCGGCUAUUCGCCGAGUUAUAUACCUUAUUCGCAACUCGAGCCGGGUACGCUCGUAACACAGGAGGACGAGGAUAGUCAACGACUAGAAUACGCGAGACAACAGGUUCUCAGCACCGGCAGAAAGAUUCAGAGCGUACUAACGAGCGAGGAGCAAGCAAUGCACCGGGAGGCGCGCAAGGGUAUGAGCUUAGACGAAGCGGAGUUUAGCGUCGAAUCGUCGCUGGAAGCGCAGAUCUAUCUCUGGUCCGACAAGUAUCGACCACGUAAGCCGCGUUAUUUUAAUCGCGUACACACCGGCUUCGAGUGGAACAAGUAUAAUCAAACACACUACGACAUGGACAAUCCACCGCCCAAAAUUGUACAAGGCUACAAGUUCAACAUCUUCUAUCCAGAUCUCAUCGAUAAAAAUACUACCCCAGAAUAUUUUCUGACACCUUGUGCCGACAAUAAGGACUUUGCUAUUUUGCGAUUUCACGCAAGCCCGCCUUAUGAGGACAUUGCGUUCAAGAUCGUCAACCGGGAGUGGGAGUAUUCGUAUAAGCGCGGAUUCAGAUGUCAGUUUCACAACAACAUCUUUCAGCUAUGGUUUCAUUUCAAGAGAUAUAGAUAUCGCCGUUAAUGUAAAAUAUAUGUAUCAUUUAUUUUCCUUAUAUUAUUAUAUAAUUUUAUAGAUAAAAACUUGUCUAUAUAAUGUAUCUUCUUAAUUAUAUAUACAACGCUACGAUCAGAUUUUUUAAUAUUGUAUUUAUAUAAAAAAAGAUUAAUAUGGAAAAGAUUGCUAGGAAUAUAGCGAAGAUGUUUUUUGCUUAAUGGAACCGAUUAUACAUUAUUGUUUUAUAGCAAAGCGCGCGGUUCCUUUCGUGAUGCGUUCCGUUUCACGCAUUGAUCGCAUAGAUCACCUGAAAAUAUAUAGUUCACAUAACAUUAAUAUAUUAUAGAUUUCCAAGCGAUCUAUGCGCUUUAUGCAUGAAACGGAAUGCAACCUAGACUAGCGUGACUUGAGCGACGUUCUGCAAACGCUCCAAUUGGUUUUCGAACGGAUCAAUGAGUAACGCACUUGAGUUUUCGAACCAUAGACAUAGAAACCAUAGAAAUAUUUUCUAUGUCUAUGUUAAAAACAUUUGGAAACAAUUGAAACGAUAAAGUAAUUAUACGAACAAUUCAUUUUUGAUAUAAUUUAAUAUUUAAAACAAUAUAUAUUAGCUUUUAUAUUUGAUAAAGAUUCUCUUUAUUGAGAAAAACAGAAAUUAAUAUUUUGAAAUGUAUUUACGCGCGUGCGCGAGAAACGCUGUAUAGCGCCACAUCCGUUGAUAUUUCUUAUAUAGUUCAAAAAAUAUUGUUAUAUAGCAAUUUAUUUUUAUACAAUUCUAUAUCUGUAAUCAGAAGACAUUCUUUUUUUCUGAUAUUGCUCUAUCAUCAUGUCAUGCUGGAACAACUGAUAACGAAUAUUAAUCAAUACCAAUAAGUUAUUUCAAAGUUCAAGAAAUAAUAUAUACUAGAAUAAUUUGUUAAUAAAAAGUAUAAUUUGUAAAUAAAAAAAAAAUUUUGUACAAUAUAAAGUACAACAUAGAUUAGUCUACAAUAAUUAUACUUACAU
Messenger RNA from Cataglyphis hispanica, 3256 nucleotides. RefSeq names its product cactin (gene cactin). NCBI's taxonomy places the organism in Eukaryota, Metazoa, Arthropoda, Insecta, Hymenoptera, Formicidae. Gene Ontology annotation, biological process: mRNA cis splicing, via spliceosome. Gene Ontology annotation, cellular component: cytoplasm; spliceosomal complex. The record is from RefSeq and is a predicted model, not a curated record. Gene Ontology annotation, molecular function: protein binding. The transcript is spliced from 6 exons. Bases 113 to 2278 code for a protein of 721 amino acids.